Molecule: messenger RNA, 1736 nt
Organism: Amborella trichopoda
Lineage: Eukaryota; Viridiplantae; Streptophyta; Magnoliopsida; Amborellales; Amborellaceae
Source: RefSeq, a predicted model, not a curated record
GACUCACCCGAUUGAACUGGAUAAUUUAUCGGUCUUUCGGAACGGAGGCCGGUUUUUGGAACUCGGAAUUGGAGCGACAUGGGAAGUGAAGCAGAGAGGAUAACGAUGAUAGGUAGUGGGUCAGAGGCGACGAAUGGAUAGUGGUCCAGUGGACGAGUAAAGAUAUGGUUAUAUAGGCCCAAGUCCGAACAUGACAUAACCACGUGCAGAUAGAGAUGGGGAGAAGAGAGGGGGCAUGGUUAUUCGAUAUGGGAGGAGAGAGAGAGAGAUAUGAGUAGACAGCAAACCUGGACUGACUCACGUGGAGUACUGCUAUGUCAGCAUUUACAUAGAUGAAAUAUAUGUUUCCCAUUUUUUGUUGGGUUUGGUGAUCUCUCGAAAAUGGGUCCAGAAGGAAGAGGAAGCUGAGCUUAAGCACUGAUUUCCAGUAAAAAUGGAGGAAUACAAGGAGAACCCAACUCAUUUUUACAGCAUCAAACAGCUGUCUCCCUCCGACCCAAGCAAGAAAAGGAAGUUAGAAGAACAACUUGUCUUGCCAUUGUCAAAGCACAAGUUUCGGAACAGGCCCUACAAUCUCGUGGAGGAAUAUCCAAGCUCUGACAUAGAUGGUCAUGGAUCAACCAAGCAGGUUGAUGUUACAACCAUGCUACACUCUAAGGAACACUUAUCCAAUCAAGAAUCUCCUACCCGAGCCCCAACUGAGAUGAAACAACAGGACUUUGCUAGAGAUGGCUAUAGCAUCGCCGACGAGAGCGAGACCAUAUCGAUAAACCCUGAGAUUCUAAACCGAACUGAUUUCUCGAGAAGUCUAAUUUAUGAUCAACCAUCAAGUUCUUGUGGCAGUUGCAGUGCUAGUGACUCUUUCAAGAACUCCAUAUAUUCUUUAGAAAGCAGAGCUAUUGAGAAAAGAACUAAGGGUGAGUCAAGCUCAAACUACACCAAGUAUUUGCAGCUAGAAUUAGAAUAUUUAGACCCAGAUGAGCAAAUGGUGGAAUCAAGCCCCUAUGAUGCCAGUUAUGAGUACUCUGAUAAUGAUCGGACAGCCAAAGAGAACUAUUUAGAUAUGGAAGCAGAAGAAAGUUCCGUUCUUUCUGACAAUGAUUCUUCUCAUUUGUAUUUGCUCUCAUCUGGAAGAUGGAGCAUCAACCAAGGUGAGCUUUUGAAACUAGAAGUCUUGUCAUGGAGGAAGUAUCAGUAGACUACCAGUAAUCCAGUGUCCAUUGGAGUUAUCACGUUCCAAUGAAAUGAUAGACAACAUGGAGAGAGUGUGAGGCCCACCAGAGCAGGAAAUGAUCCCCAAUGGUGGAUCCCAGUUUCUCUCCAUCACUGUCCAUUUUAUUUGUCAUGAUGACGCUGUUGGCCUAUGUUUGUCCAUAGUCCAUUGUACUUAGGGUUGGUAAUGGGUCAGGUCAAGUCUGGGUUUAGCCGGACCUGGAACUGACCUGAAAAUAGACUAGUGGGACCUGGACCAGGAUUUGGACUUGAAUGGUUUAUAAGGGACCCGGACCCGACCUAAAAAUAAAAAAUAAAGAGAGAGAGAGAGAGAGAGAGAGAGAGAGACUAAAAAAAAAGAGAGCAAGCUAGUUAUGACAGGAUUAAUCUCCACUGUUCAUCUUAUAAAAGAAUAAACGGUGUGGAUUAAACACAUAUUUCAUUAAUAUGUUAAGGGAAAGAAGAUAGUGAGACCAUUUACCUUGGCAACAAGGUGGUCACAAUUAAUCUUGACCAUUGGUUGU